CGUCUUCAUACACUCUAUCUAGCUUUUCAGUCGUCCACUACGUUUUAUCACUCGACGUUUUUGGCUGAAGAGAUGCAAACGGUUCCCAGAAGCAGUAUGAGUUCUUAUGGACUAUAUCAUCAGACGGAUCUUUUUUCGACGGGUAUAGACGCAAACUUCUUUCCAAGGCAUGACUUGGAUCUUGCUAAAGCUGCUCAGCAUGUUAAAGGCGAGAGCUUGCAGUACGAUAUGUCAACGACGACAGCAUCGGGUGGUCCGCGCAGUCAAAUGAGUCUACACGCUUUCGGUCAGGCAGACACUAUGUUAGAGCAGCUGUCUGUACCAAUGACGGGUUUCGAGCCUCCAGUGCACAGUUUAGCGUCCCAUUCUCAUCCAGGAGCUGGUCAAAUGGUCUACGCAUCACCUUAUAGCGGUUGUGUUCAACAGUCUCCCCAUGCUGCUAUUGCAGCCGCCCACACAAUGCAGUCUUCACAUACAAUUGACUGCGAUCCUCGUGAAUUAGAAGCUUUUGCCGAGCGUUUCAAACAACGACGUAUUAAAUUGGGCGUUACUCAGGCCGAUGUUGGCAAGGCUUUGGGCAAUCUGAAAUUACCUGGCGUUGGUUCUCUUAGUCAGAGCACAAUAUGCCGUUUCGAGUCAUUAACCUUAAGCCACAACAAUAUGAUUGCCCUCAAACCAGUACUCGCUGCUUGGUUAGAUGAGGCUGAAAGACAAGCAAGGGAAAAUAAACAAUCACACGAAAUAUUUAGCUCAGCCGCUGAUGCUAAAAGGAAGAGAACGUCAAUAACUGCACAAGAGAAAAGAUCAUUAGAAGCCUAUUUUGCUGUUCAACCGCGACCAUCUGGUGAAAAAAUUGCACAGAUCGCAGAAAAACUUGGCUUAAAGAAGAAUGUAGUUCGAGUUUGGUUUUGCAAUCAAAGGCAGAAGCAGAAAAGAAUGAAGUUCUCUAAUUUGCCGGCUCACUGCUGAUCAGGUCCAUAUAUAGAAAAAUUAUCUCUAUCUAUCUAUCUAUGUAAUGACCUAUGUAUCUAUUUAUUUCUCUUUCUCUGUCUUCUUCCGCCCCUCCUUUCUUCGCCCCUUCUCUCCAUCUCCAACUCUAUCUGUCUCUCUGUCUCUCUCCUUUUCUUAUACGAAGAAGAUAAUAUAUAUCGGCCUGCGUUCUUGCCUAUGAAGUCAUGCAGUUAGAGGAAGUCACAAAACGAGCUUUUCAAUCACCAUCACAGAAAUAAGUGUACACACUGCUGCUGUGCCGUAAAAAUUUUUAUUUGUAUACAUGUAUGUAUUGUAAGUAAAUCUAGUCGUAACGUUAUUUAUUCAGUUUAUUGUUUCGUGCCGUUUUCUUUUUUAUAUUUAAAAGGAAAAAAAGCAAAAAUCAAGAAAACAAGUAAAAAAACGAAGAGAAAAACAAAAAAAACUACAAAAAACAAAUUAGAAACCUAUUCCAUUCUGAGAAACGAAAAAAAAAAAAACUUUACAAUUUUAAUAAUAAUUUUUAUCUGCGAGAACCAAAACUUUUUUUUUUU
Molecule: messenger RNA, 1523 nt
Organism: Dimorphilus gyrociliatus
Lineage: Eukaryota; Metazoa; Annelida; Polychaeta; Dinophilidae
Source: the annotation of a GenBank genome assembly